Messenger RNA from Phytophthora sojae, 4524 nucleotides. RefSeq lists its product as hypothetical. Gene Ontology annotation, molecular function: calcium ion binding. The coding region runs from base 1 to 4524 and encodes 1507 amino acids. The record is from RefSeq and is a predicted model, not a curated record. The transcript is spliced from 5 exons. Lineage: Eukaryota; Oomycota; Peronosporomycetes; Peronosporales; Peronosporaceae.
AUGAUCGGCCGCAAGCAGCGCAAGCGUGUGGUAUACGUGGAUGGCAUCCCCAUCGAGUCCACUCUCCUGGACGCUGGUGAGUCCGGACUUAAAGGCGAGAAGCAGAACGACCCAACAUCUCUGGCAGCGCUCGAUCCGCGCGUCUUGUUCGACAAAUACGACACGGACGGCUCCGGGGAUAUCGAUUUUGACGAGUUCAAGGUGCUGCUGCACGACCUCAAUGUGAACCUGACGGAGCCCAAGGCGCGCGCCUACUUCAAGCGCUGCGACCGUCGACGCCGAGGCAGCAUCUCGUUCGAGGAGUUCCGCUUGGCACUGUACACGUGCGACCCAAAGAACCCAGAUAGAACGGGAGGCUUUGCCCCGGGUCAGUCGCUGGCGCCCAAAGAUCUGUUCGAGAUGUUUGACAAGGAUGAAGAGGGUGCCAUCGACCGAGGGACGUUUAUGGAGCUCCUGGAGUUCAUCGGACACAAGAUGCCGCUCGACAAGAUGGAAGAACUCUUUGCGACCUAUGAGGAUCAAGAACUGGAGAUGCUGCCGUACGUGCAGUUCAAGAAGGCUUGGUUGUCUGUGGUUGACGUGCAGGCAGAGCUCCGCCUGCGUGGGGAGCGGUUCAACAGGUUCUUGCCGAAUUCGAUUCUUGCGAAGAAGUUGGCCAUGCUCGUGAAUAUGGAGGAAAAGCAGGAGGCUAUGACGCUGCUGGAGGCCAAUAACACGCUUAGUGAUGAGAUCAUCGCUGCGCAACGCUGCGAGUUGGUUAGAGAAGCCAAGUAUCUAGCGCGUGUGACGCUGGCUGAGGCUCUGGAUGCUGCGGGACAGGUAUAUGUAUUUGGAAAAGGGGCGUAUCAGCGCUUCGACAGUGAACCGAGAGAGCCUGAUUUCGUCGAGUUCAUGGAGUAUGGCAUCGUGCGAGAUUUAUGGCAUCAGCGAGUCGCUCCACCGCCUGGCAAUUCGAAAACUAAGGGGAAGUCUGGACCACGCGCUGAACAAAUAGAAACCGAGGAAGUCGGCGGCAACAAUGAUGACGACGACAACCAUAAACGUCCGUCUCCCUCCAGAACGAAGCUCGAGACGUCUGCACGAGCAUUUACAAACCGUCAGGUCUCGAAAGCAACAGCGUUUCUGUGGGGAAAGCGUGUGACCCAGGUAGUCUGUGGUGCUGCGGUUGCGUAUGCGCUUACGGAUGCUGGAGAAGUCUUUUGUUGGGGUGGAAACAAACGACGGUGGCGGUACUUCUACGAUGAGGCCACCGCUGAGAGCGGAUUGAACUCUUCUUCAGUGCCGGCCACAGAAGACCGUGGCAGCGAUGGAGGUGGUGCAAGUAAGUCUGGUAGUGGUGUGGUAGACCCCGCCAAAGCAGGCACGCGUAGAAAGACUGGGUUACUUGAUCGCCCGCUGACCACGCGCAGUGAGAUGUUAAGACUGUUCGCACUCCCAUCACAAGUGACAGAAAGUCAGGAAGUGCACGACCAGCUUGGACUCCGCGUGAAGUAUGCCAAAAUCUUCGAAAGACCCGCGCCAUUGAUCUCUACAGAAGAGGAUAAACGCAGGAGGUUGCAACUUGUGGGUCGAUACUAUGGUCUUCUGGAUCCUUUGGCACCCCCGACAGCAGGAAAGCCCCCAUCUUUGGAUGAGCUGAUGGAAACUGUAGAGCCUGAGCUUGAUGUGGACGACUUGUCGCUAUCGCUGUUUAUGCGUGGGGUGGAAUUGAGCAAGCCUACUCGCAUGGCGCUGCUCGAGACGCUUGGGGAAUGUCUCGAUCUCGAGAUCGAGUGUGUUGGAGACCUGUUCCACGACCAUUUGAAGCAACAAGACCAAAUUGCUCGGAGGUAUCGCAAGGAACGACGGGAACGACCGCUGAUGAGGAUAGUGGCUAAAGCUAAGGCGCUCUGGUUCGAGCUUGGUGAACUUCGUGACAACAUGCUUGCCGCGGAGAAACAGCGCCUCAUUAAGGGCGAGGAAGAGUACGACAACAUGAAACGUAAAAUCACGCACGCUACCCAGAAGCUCAAGCGACGAGCCCGAGAGGGGCACUCCGCUAUCGUCGCCGCAGACAGCAGCAGCAAUAACAACAAUAGCAACAAGACGACUCCAAGUGAUGAAGAAGCACUACUCUACAUCAACGGAUUGACUUCGAGGGGUCCGGCACUGCGCUUUUUCAACGGUGCUCAAGCCCUGCAAAACAUUGCGGUGGGUUCACGUCACGCUCUUGCGAUACACUCUUCCGGAAAGUUGUACACGUGGGGAGUUGGCUCCUUCGGGCGGUUAGGUGGUGCUCAGCCCCAAGCAUCGGCCGAUGAUCCAACGAAUCGUAAGGGUGGCAGUAAUAACGACGAUACCGAUGACGCUCCUGUCGACUCCUGGCAUCGCGACGUGCACGCGGCGCAGAUCAUACCUACCGUACGCCACAUCCGUUUCCGGUCAAUUUCAUGCGGAUUCGGUCAUAGUCUUGCGCUUUCCACCGACGGAACAGUGUACGCAUGGGGCUCGGCAACCCACGGCAAGCUUGGAAUUGGCCCAGUGCAGGUCAAAGAAAGUUUCACGCUAGCACCUGUCGUGCUUUCUUCUCUCGUGAAUUCUGGUGUUCGCGUGCGAAAAAUUGCCUGUGGGCCGUCACAUUCAGCUCUUAUCACUACGGACGGUGCAUUGUUCGUGUGGGGAUGUGGGGACGGCGGACGGCUUGGUCUCGGAGACGGGCGAGACAUUGGUGAAGACCGAGUACCUCGCAACGGUGGGCAGCUUCGUGUGAUACCCACGCCGACGCGUGUUACGGAGCCGUUUGGACACGAAAGACUGGUUGAAGUGGCCUGUGGAGCUGCUCACACCGUGGUUUUGACAGCGCUGGAGAGAAGUAACAGCGGCCAGCCUUACGGUGGAGGAUGUGUCUAUGUGGCUGGGAGCAACCACGCCUUAGACAAGUUCACUCCGCAGUUCACUCACGUGGAGAUAAAAGACGUGACUUCACGCGUCAUGAUGGUUAAGGUGGGUUGUGGUCCAGCGCAUACAGCUCUCGUAAGCACUGAAGGCGAGCUGUACACAUGGGGGAAGAAUGUCGGUGGCAGUACGGGGCACUCUGUGAGCAUACCCCUCAUCGUAGAGCCGACUCGUGUAGGCUGUAUGUUUGAGCGACCCCGGAAUUUAUCUCUAGAUGAGGCUGCGACAGCUAAUCAAAGCAGCCAAAACGCCAGUGCUCUUGCCGAGUACGCAUUGGGUGGUGAUCACGCAGCAAAGGAGAUUAAACGAAGGCGACAAAGUCGUCGAGCCAGUGGCGGAGAUCGUCCCCGGAUAAGCACUGCCGCCAAAUUCGCGCAAACUCAGCAGGAGAUGUGUCCGUUUUGGCAGGUUGCUCUGGCCGAACGCUCUCGGAUUGUGUCUAUUCGCGUUGUUCUGGUGUCGGCGAGUGUUGACGAUGAUAAUAAUUCGACGGCGCGAUCGACUUUAUCUACCAAACGAUCAUUGCGCUCUGCUGGAGGGUCCAAGUACGCUAUUAUGGUGUCGGAAGAUGCGUUCGACCCGGAUCUUCGAGGAAAGCAGUCGCUCGCGAAGGCCAGAGGUCAAAGUGUGCACGUUUCGUUGAGUGGAGCCGCACAGAAUGAGCUCACGUGGGUGGUCCCAGCUGACACCUUUGGAAGCUUCAUUCGCGUUCAGCUUGAGGGCAGUAGCGGUGCUGGGAUGCUCGGAUUGGAGCGUGUUGAGGUGCUAGGUUCGUCUAGCGAGCAGUAUGUGGGCCCACGAGUUAGUGAUGUGGUAUGUGCUGAGGGCAUGACUGUCGCGAUCUGCACCCCGCUAUGUAAACGAGAAGAACUGAUCGAGAAAUUCCAGCGUGCUGCCCGAGCAGACCGAGCUAGCGUUGGCGUGCUGGCUCAACUCGAAACUUAUCAUCCUUUCGUGCGCGAGGAGGAAGAUGAAGCGCGUGCUGAAGAUACCUUGUAUGCAGCCAGUUUAACGGCGAAGAGUGGAAUGGAGAAGCGGGAAGUGGCCACUGCCAUUGCAGCGCUUGAGGCAAAACGAAGAGCGGAAACGUGCGUGCUCUGUCGACCUCAACUGCCCUGUGUUAUUUGUGAAGUGGAGAAACAAGUCAAAGCUGUGAAGCAAAAGCCCUCGGCAGUGCCCAGCUCAUCACUUCCCGCGAGUCUGGAACUGCAACAGCCGAAACAGUCAGUGAAUGGUCGAAGGAAGCAUCCAGGCCAAACACCAAUUCCUCCCCCUUCUAUAAGUAAGCGUCCCGAGCCAGCACUGACGUUGGAGGCACUUUGCGCUGAGUUCCUGGCGCUGGACACACGGUCAAAGGAAGAAGAGGAAGAAGCUCAAAGGCAACUGGAGCUGGAACUGAUGGACCCUGCCGCGCUUGCCCGAGCAAAGGAGGAGGAAGAAGCUGCUUCUCGGCAAGCGUUAGGACAAGUGGUGGCAAAACCUGGUGUGGUACAUGCACCUCGCGUAAGUCAAGUGAUUUUCAAACUGUUAACCACCGCAGGCUUGCUAGGGCGGAAAGGGCCCGAGAAGACGCUACAACUAGCACAAUGA